AGAUUCAUUUAAUAGUCUUUUCAUUUAUGUCAAAAACAAACCGCAUCGGCUGGAUAAGUUGUGCGAAACCAAAGAUGGCGGCGAGGGCCCUGUUUCCUACUUCCGGUUUCGCUUUUUAUCCUAUUUUCUCCCCGCCCAUCCCCCAUCACGCGCGGCAGCCGUUGGGACCGGAAGUGACAGCUCGCGGCUUCCUGUCCCGUCCUGCGGUCCCGUCGCUUGCGCCGCACUUCGCUCGGACAUCGCUCCGCGGACUGGACCCGGGAGGAGAAGCUCGUGUGUUCGCGGCCCGUCGUCACGCUCCGGCGAGUUCGAGUCCCCACUUCCGGACACGAGCUGCGCGCGUUCCCGUGUUUCAGCCGUGGUCACGCAGACCUGCGAUAACUUUGGUCUCGCGCACUAUUAAACACUCGCGGACGGCGCGCGCUGCUGACCGCCGCAGAGCGCGCCGCGGGGCUUCCUGCCGGCUCGGCGCGCGUCGGGACUUUGUUUUAAAGGACGGUCCAACUUGUUCAAACUUCCAGGUGCCGCUGAGCUCGCGAUGGACCCCCGUGGAGCCGGUGAGCCGCCUGCGCGCGCCAGAAGACCCGGCGGUCCCUCCUCCGGGACGGUGGCCUCGAAGGGACACGCGGCGCAGCCCAGGUCUCCGCUGAACAUCACCCCCUUCCACCGCCCCGCCAGCCCCCACGGCGAGGCGGCUCCGGGGAGGCUGACUCCUCCUGGGAGCCGCUUUCUGGACACUCUGGGCCGGCUGUCCGGCCCCCAGGUGAGGGGGAGACCCCCCGCAGCGGGGAGCUCCGAGGAGGCUGCAGGGCCCCCCCCAGGAGAACAGGGAGGUCCAGGUGACGUCACGCUUCCAGCCAGGAAGUCCAGUAAAGACCUCCGUCCCGGCCGCGGCGCCACGGCCGGCCGAGCGGCCUCCAUCAAGCCUCAGUCCGCUGUGAAGAGGAGGAAGAGGAAGAUGGGAAUGUACAACCUGGUCCCCAAGAAGAAGGCCAGAGCCCUCAAGCAGCAGGACAAGAAAGAGGAACCGGGUCUGGAAGAGGCCCGACCCGCUGCAGACGGGGAGCCAGCGGUUCUGCCAGAGGCUCUAGCGGCCAGAGACCCUCCGGCCCCGGUGGAGCCGGAGCCCGACGGCGGCCCCGAGUACACCGAGCUGGCCCUGGAGCAGCUGCUGUCGCCUCCCUCCUCAGGUGGAGCAGCAGGUGCUGAGGUGACAGGAAGUGCCCUGGCCGAGGAGCUCCCGCUGUGCUGCUGUCGCAUGGAGACGCCUCGCAGCGGAGGCCCCGGGGCCUCGCUGGACCAGAGCUGCAUGGCCAUGGAGAGCACGGACGGAACGCUGAUUGGUUGCCACAGGCGAGUGAAGAAGCAGGAGAUGAUGCGCCCCUCCAACACGGUCCACCUGCUGGUUCUGUGUGAGGACCACCGGGCCGGCAUGGUGAAGCACCACUGCUGCCCCGGCUGUGGCCUCUUCUGCAGGGCGGGCUCCUUCAUGGAGUGCCGUCCGUACGGCAGCAUCUCCCACCGCUUCCACCGGGCCUGCGCCUCCAUCCUGAGGGACCUCCGGUUCUGCCCCCACUGCGGGGAGGACGCCAGCGGCGCCGUGGAGGUCACGGCGCCCCAGCCCGCCCCGGGGCCGCUCACCGCGGCCUCCGGGGCCACGCCGGCCGUCCCUCAGACGCUCAGAGCCAAGAAGAGCAGCGAGCCCCGGAGGAGCCGAGAGGAGAGCCCCAGCAGGGUGAAGAAGUCCCCAGCCACCACCACUGGCCGGCGAUGGGAUGCUACUUGUUCUGAUGCCGAGCGCAACACAUACGUGUGGGUCGAGAUGGCUGGUGCUUCGAUUGUCCGCUCGCCCAUGUGUGGUGGAAUGUGA
Molecule: messenger RNA, 1870 nt
Organism: Pseudoliparis swirei
Lineage: Eukaryota; Metazoa; Chordata; Actinopteri; Perciformes; Liparidae
Gene: ehmt1a
Product: euchromatic histone-lysine N-methyltransferase 1a
Exons: 9
Coding region: 539-1870 (443 amino acids)
Molecular function (GO): protein-lysine N-methyltransferase activity; histone methyltransferase activity; p53 binding
Source: RefSeq, a predicted model, not a curated record